Messenger RNA from Oncorhynchus tshawytscha (Chinook salmon), 6196 nucleotides. RefSeq names its product protein ABHD8. The coding region runs from base 2495 to 3889 and encodes 464 amino acids. Gene Ontology annotation, molecular function: catalytic activity. The transcript has 5 exons. NCBI's taxonomy places the organism in Eukaryota, Metazoa, Chordata, Actinopteri, Salmoniformes, Salmonidae. The record is from RefSeq and is a predicted model, not a curated record.
ACCCUUUGUGAUUAUCUUGAAGCAUCACUUGUCGCAAUCUUCAUAUUACUUUCGCUUUGUGUUGACGGGAGGAAACAGCACUGCGACGUGAAUUCAGUAGCCUAUAUCCUUGGUAUAGCCCCGGUAUCCCCUAAUCUUCAUCGGAUGCGCUCUUAAAUGCGCUGCUGCUCACCGAACGUUUCAGAGAUCUCAGGUUAUGAUGCUGCGUGUAUUUCAUCAAAUGCUCGCAGUCAAACAAUAACCAAAAUAUUUUCCAUUGUACGGACUGCGUUCUCACCAGCAGCGAACCGCACCACGGCACGAAUUGAAUCGGAACCGGGACUACCCUUUUUUUGGCGAACCACGGUGUGCGGAUAGAGUAUUCACACGAGUGUAGUGCAAGUCUCUUCGAGGUUUAUCAAUCAUCACCUCACCCCGUGGAGGGAAGUCCACCUCCAACAUACUUUCUGUUCAGUCUUAUAUCAUGCCUGAUACGAUCAGAUGAUAUAAUAACCUCAAUAUGAUAUGCAAUUACAUAAGGGAGAUGCAGUAUAUGCCUAUAUGUCAUGGCUUUCUCAGUGCUAUUACACAUAUUAUCCACUAUCCUGAACCCUAAACUUAAUGUAAUGAUUUAGAGGUCAUCACGUUAAAUAAAUACACAUUUAGAUGUGUCUAUUGAAUGUUGUGAUGGUAGCAGAUGUUCAUAUGAAUAAUGACUCACUCACUGCUUGUAGCAGCUCACUAUAUUGACCCACCAAGGAAAGGCAAUCACAAAUUUCACUUGGCUCCUGGGUGAAACAGGAUAGUACAGGAUGCAUCAACCUUCACAACACUCUCGAUAAAUUCUCUCCGUCUUUCUCACUCUAUUUUUCUUUCCUUCCUUUUUUCUCGCACCCUCUCCGUCCCUGCCUCCCUCUCCUUAUCCACCUUCACUCCCUCUUUCUCAUCUCACUCCCUCUCUCAAUCCCUCUCCCCCUCAGCCAAACAUUGAUCCCUGUGUGCCACUUCAAUACGUUAAUGAACUCCCCUGUGUGUGUGGAGGCAGGGAUAGAGUGAGCAAUAAGCUGCACCUCAUGCAGAGGUGUCAUUUACCAGGAUCCAUGGCCCCUCCUCUCUCCCCAUUACCUGCUUUCUGAUGUCCCAUCUGUAUAUUAAACCAAACUUCAUUAACUUACCUUCGCCGAACCUGCACUCUCAAAAUCGUUAAGCUAAACAAAACUUGUUUUUGGCAUAAGAAGCCUCUCAUUUCCCAGUGCACCUCAUUUUCUUAAUAAACUUCGCUAGGUCAGCGUCAGCGAUUAGCAUACACAUCUGGGUCGGGAAUUGGAAUAUGCGUACACAGCAGUUUUAUAUGCUGCUAUUCAGCAUUUUAAUGGCAAGCAUUACACAGAUGGACAUUUCAAUUACAUGUAAGAGUAAAGAGAUAGAACAAUGAGACUUAGUCUGUUUAAAAUGCACCCUUGAGUAUUAAUCAUUUAGACACAUCUCCCCUUAUUGUGAAUAAAUAAUGUGUAAAGCUAGAAUAUGAAUCCGGGGUUGAAGGUGAUUGGAGGUGGGUAGUGAGUGAGAGAAGGGUGAACUUGAGUCACAUCACCCUUCUCGUCAGAGCUCUGCCAUUAUUAUUGUGUGUGUGUGUGUGUGUGUGUGUGUGUGUGUGCGUGCGUGCGUGCGUGCGUGUGUGCAUGCGUGUGUGUGCGUGCGUGUGUGUGCGCGUGUGUGUGGCUUGACAUUUAUAUAAGUCAAUGGUGUGACCUUGGUGUUAAUAAAAGGAGCAAAAUAUAAAUGUUGAUUAAAGCCAGUGUGUCAGGUCAGCUUUUAUAGGAAUGGUUUCCACAAACUCAUCAUUAGAAAAGCCUCCCUGUUGUGUAGGCAACACUUUCCUGAGAAUUGAAAAUGGCUGUGGGAGUUUUCCCCAGACCUCACUGACUGUAGCUAUGAGCAUGAUUUAAUCAUAUCGGUGAAUGUUAUUGACUGGAAACUCAAUCAAAUGUCUUGCAUGUCCGGGAUCAUAAUUUCUAAGCAUAAAUAGAUCAUAAACUCCAGCUUUACAUAAGAUAAUUAAACGAUAGACCAACAGUUUAAAUUAGGUUACGUUAACAGAGACACAGUUACUGUACAUAGGAAACAAUGAAGUCUGGAUCCAAGUUCCAACACAUAUUGUAGAUAUGCCACUUCCGUUCUGCUUCCUGUUGACAGUCUAUGUGUCUAUAUUUAAACAGUGUGAUAUAAAAUACUCCAAUACCCGACUGCCAAAAAUCUCUUGAGCCAUUAUUGGACAUAACCGUCUUCGGAAAGACCAUCGUCUGCUGGUGUACUGAAAACCAAACCCCAUUGGCACAUGGAAUACAUACAGUCAGUGAGCAGUUGGCAUGAACCCAGCUGUGCCAUUGCUAACAUUCUAUUUAUACCCUAGGGUCCAGGGGCCAUUUUAGAAGAGCCUUGUCUAUUCUUAGUUUGUGUCUAGGUCAUUAUGUGAAUGGAUUCUGCUUCUCCACACUAAGACAAAGCAGGCACCAUGCUGACUAGCAUUACAGAUGGGAUCCUGUGCUGUCUGACUGGGAAGGCUGCCAGCCUGGUGAUGCCCGUCGACUCUUCUGAGCCAGCGGACACCUUCGAGUUUGUAGAAGUGAAGCCUGGGAGAGUCCUCAGGGUUCGCCACAUCAUGCCCGAGCGCCGGGCACCCGUAGUGACGGAGGAGGACCAAGUAAAAGAGCCAGAGCAGGAGAAGGGCAGUGGAAACAGCAACAACAGUAGCAGUGUGCACUGCAAGCGCAAGAUCACUGUCUACCGCAACGGCCAGCUAGUCAUUGAGAACCUUGGUGACGUGCUGCACUCUGAGAUUGUCCAGUGCCAGAAUGGAGACCUGGAGCCCUGCAGCACCGUGGAGGUGGAACUGGCCGACUAUAAGGAAGUGCCCACAUCUCCUGAACCCAAACCCUCGCCUCCCCUGUCCAUGGUCGGGGAGCAGAAACCCGCGCCCCCGCCUCGCCGGCGCCGCCGAAAGCCCAAGCGCAUGGUGAUGAUUGACUCGGAGAGGGAGAUCUCCAGCUGCAAGGGGACGCACUCGGACGUGGCGCUCUUUUUCGUGCACGGGGUCGGCGGCUCGCUAGACAUCUGGGGCAGCCAGCUGGACUUCUUCUCGCGGCUAGGGUAUGAGAUCAUCGCACCUGACCUUGCGGGCCACGGGGCCAGCACGGCCCCCCACAUUGCGGCGGCCUACACCUUUUACGCCUUGGCCGAAGACAUGCGUGCCAUCUUCAAGAAAUACGCCCGUAAACGCAACAUCCUCAUUGGGCACUCCUAUGGGGUAUCGUUCUGUACCUUCCUGGCCCAUGAGUAUCCAGACCAGGUUCACAAGGUAGUGAUGAUCAAUGGAGGGGGGCCCACAGCUCUGGAGCCCAGCCUCUGUUCCAUCUUCCAGCUGCCUUCUUGUGUGCUGCACUGCCUGUCUCCCUGCCUGGCCUGGAGCUUUCUCAAGGCUGGGUUUGCCCAUCAGGGAGCCAAAGAGAAGCAGCUGCUGAAGCAGGGCAAUGCCUUCAACGUGAAUCCAUUCGUGCUACGUGCCAUGAUGAGCGGGCAGUACUGGCCCGAGGGGGAUGAGGUGUACCACGCUGAGCUAACCGUGCCCAUCCUGUUGGUGCACGGCAUGUACGACAAGUUUGUGCCCAUUGAUGAGGACCAACGCAUGGCCGAGAUCCUUCUGUUUGCUUUUCUGAAAGUCAUCGAGGAGGGCAGUCACAUGGUGAUGAUGGAGUGCCCUGACACAGUCAACACCCUCCUGCACGAGUUUUUCCUAUGGGAGCCUGACAUGUCCAAAAAGAACGCCGCCAAGACUGAUCCUGACAAGACUGUCAUAGUCAAUGGUGUUGUCGCCCAGACACCAAAACCAAACAAGCCCAUGGACAAAUAACCAAUAAUGAGUCUCAUUUUACAUGAGCAAACCCAAUCCGAGGGCCUGUCUUUGGCAGGUGGCACGUGGUCUUAAGGCUGCUCGCAGGCUGAGAGCUGUUAUUAACUGGGCCAGAUUUUGUUGUGGAAGUGGAGGGGAGGCACCUGGUGCUCCAAGCUAGAGUUGGCAUUUGAAUAGGACUGUGGCAAGAAAAAUGAAGAAAAGGAUGGAAAGAAGAGGAAUCUGACAUGAGAUGUGUGUUUCUCUUUCCCCUUUGACAGCUGUCUGUGCUUCAUCAUGUGGUGUAUGUAAUCAGACAGACCUCGGGUCCAGAGGAUGUUAUUAAAACACAAUAUCCAUUUGUAAUUCUCACGAGUACCAAACUUGGUUGGUGAGUGGACCAUUGUGAACCAAAGCAAGGAAGACAUGACCAUUAAAUGGUGUGUGGAUCGCCUUGCUACCUAUCAUCCAUUAUCUUGUGAGUAAUAUUUCACUGCUGAUUGGUGUCCUGAUGAAAUGAUGAUCUUAUAAAACUGGGUCCAUAUUAUGGAUUCACUUCAAAGCGGAAAAUAAUUCACUUGGAAAACUGUGAAACUAUCCAGACAAUACGGCAGGUAGCCUUGUGGUUAGAGGGUUGGGCCAGUAACCGAAAGGUUGCUAGAUCAAAUCCCCGAGCUGACAAGGUAAAAAUCUGUCAUUCUACACCUGAACAAGGCAGAUAGGCCACUGUUCCCCGGUAGGCCGUCAUUGAAAAUAAGAAUGUGUUCUUAAUUGACUUGCCUAGUUAAAUAAAGGUUAAAUAAAUGUUUUUUUAGAAAUGACAAUUAAAAAAUACAAGUCAAUGAGUGACUGGUGUAUUAUGGGAGUAAGAUUUGUCAUGUCACAUUGCGAUCCAGUUUGCAUGAGGUCAUCAUCAUGGUAAUCAUCCCCUACUAAGCAGGUUAUAGUGUUGACUGGAUGGAAGUGGUGGAUGGAUUGGUAAUUGUUAUGGCAACAAGUUACUACAAGACAUACACCACACACCUAAACAAAUGGGCCAUACAAGUUCAACAACCUCAUAAAAUAUAAUCAAGCCAAAGUAAAGCUGUUAAAACAUGUCCUUAAGCAAACUAAAUAUCUGUCCGUUGCAGUCAGUAUCUGUCUGUGCAUUCAUUCACACCUGCAGUCUAGGAUACAGGUUCGCUUUUGAAACAGUGAUUCAUCUAUACCCAACAUGGAGCAUUUUGCCUCAAGAACAUUUUGCGGUGUUAUCUGAUAUUAUGCAUUUAGAAACCUAUGCUUACUCUGUGUCUACGUUAUGAAUUAUCUAACCUAACUGGACUAUUUGAAGUUGCUGCAUGAAUAGGCUUUUAAGAUAUUAGAGAAUUUUCUUGUCAAUAUACAGUUGAGAAAUCCAAAAACCUCCCCUGUCCUCUGAGAGUAUAAUCUAAGUGGCAUUAUGGACAGAGGAGACAUUGGACCAAAGCUUUGGUGAUAGGCAAACCAAAUAAUGUAAGAGUAGUCCAUAACAAUUAUUUUUAAAUACUGAUGCUAGUUAUUCAACUAACAAUAGGGCAACUCAUUUUGCCUCUGAAUUUGAUAUAACACCAUUAUGAGUGAUGUUGUUCUUCUGUCUACCAGAUAGUAUAGCAAAGCAUUGUCCUCCACUACCCUCCAGUCAAUCUGUUUGUGCUUGCAAUGUCAACGGUCGUCCAUGAUAAUAAGCUAAAGGACAUAAGUUUUCAGGUGCUCAUUUGUGAACGUUUUCUUGUCUCAUAAUGAGAGUGUGUGAUUUGAUCUGUGAUUAAGAAGUAGGAAGCACAGUAACACAUGUAUCUGAUUCAAUCUCUCCGACUGUUAACAUGCUUUACUCACAUAUGCAUUAACCUGAGAAAGGAUCAGAGAUGAUUAUGCAAUUUCUAAGGAGAUGAGUUAUGAACUGUACAGAAAGAUAAUGCAUAAGUAAUGGAAACAAGUAGGUUGAGGAACAAAUGAGUUUGAAUUGGCUGUUGAAAAGAAGAUGUAUUCAUGUAGACUGUCAAAAAUACCAUGAAGUGCUGCUGAUCCAGUCUGCUUAGGCACUGUAUAGAUUGUUCCGACAGCUAUAUGGAUUGAAGGGCACACAUUUGCUUCCUCCGCUUAAUGUCUAAAAAAAACAGUUUCUCCUAUCCAGUGUGCAAUCAUUUGUGGUUCAAAAUGUGUAAAUGUCAUUAAUGCAUUUAUUCCUAGACAUCAGAACUCAUGCACUGCCUGAAUGUAGGUGCAUAUACAGUUCAGAUAUAUGGACAUGUUCAGUUGAGUGUAUGAAUGUGCCUUUCCUGGCAUGAAAUAAAACAAAUGUUUACAUUA